Molecule: messenger RNA, 1149 nt
Organism: Micromonas commoda
Lineage: Eukaryota; Viridiplantae; Chlorophyta; Mamiellophyceae; Mamiellales; Mamiellaceae
Exons: 1
Coding region: 1-1149 (382 amino acids)
Source: RefSeq, a predicted model, not a curated record
AUGGGUUUCUCGCCGGACACCAAGCAACCCAACAGGAUGCUGCGGGAGUGGGAGGAGACGCACGCCAGGAAGGCGCACGAAUCUCGCGUCAGGUCCGCUGUAUCCACGCUCUCGGCGACGUUCAGCGGCGCCUCCGCGUCGCGACGCUCCCCGGUCAAACCUUGGCAAAAGGCAUCGGCAUCUCCCGAGCCUGUGGACCCGUCCACGCCGCUCGAGACGGCGCGGGCGGCGUACAGGGCGCGACCGACCUCCUCCGUCGGGAGCGCCAGGCCCGCCGGCUCGACCCCAUCGCCCAGCGGUCGGGCGGGAACUCGACCCGCAUCCGCGCUCGAGCGAGGCGCGGCGUCGUCCGCGGGGAGGACCCCGCCGUCCACCGGCGGUACGUCCACGUCGUCCGGUGACCGAGGAGGUAGGUCCACCGGGCGGUCCAUCGCCGCGUACCUGAAGCGGCGCCAGGCGAUGCGACAGAGGCAGAGGGAGGAGACGGAAGCGCACGGCGGUGAAGACGAGCGCGCGACGGGGGACGGGGACCACGGCGUCGCGGCGAACGCAACGCCGCCCGUGUCCCGCGGUCGAUACGACGAGGAGGAGGAGGAGGAGGAGGAGGGCGUGAGGCGUCACAUCAUCUCCGACGUGCGUCGCGGCGGCGACCUCGCGGGUGAGCUCGCCAGGCUUUCGCUGGACGCGGGCGGCGCGCCCAGGGACGACGACGCCAUGCUCACCGGCGUCUCGUCCUUCCUCGCGCCCUCGCCCAUCGGUGUCCAGUCACCGGCGGUUGACGACGCGUUCGAGGCGUACGCCGCGUCCCUAUCCGACCGCGACCCGGAGUCACCCGCGAAUAGAUCCCCGGCGGAGGCUGACACGCCGUCGCCGCUUCGCGCGUUCGGAGCCGCGUCGACGAGCCGAGGCGCGGGAACGUCCCGCACCGCGGCCUCAUCGUACGCGCGAGACGAGUACGGAGACGUCGAAGACGACGGCGAGGAGGUGUUUGGACUGCGGGAGGAGGAUCUGUCGCCGUUUAAGAUGAUCGCCCCGAGCGUCCUGCAGGCGGCGGCGGCGAACCACGCGAGGUCGCUGUCGCUGUCACGCGGGGGCUUUGGCGAGCUGGGUUCGAUCACGGGGCCGAUCGAGUCGCGCCGGUACGGCUGA